AUGGACUACAUAUUCCCUCUGGAGACCACCCAGGCAGUCAAUCGCUAUGAGAAACCUUGGCAGGCGUGCUUCUCAUCGAAGGAAACCUACAACCUCGGGCAGAUCGCGUCUGGGUGGAAGCUGCCGUGUAGGUACGCAGAGAACGCCGACGGCACGUAUGACUACGAGGAGGAGCACGCGUGCGAGGUGCUGGUCAAGUCAAACUGCUACUGCUACGCGCUUGACCGCUUCGUGGGGAGCUACUGCGAGCCGGGGCUAGGCGGCACAGGGCGCCCGUUUGAGCUUCCAAUUGAGGACUGCUCAAAGGCGGCAGCAGGGGUCCUGGCUGAUGGCGGACGCGCCGUGGACCGGGACACCGUUUUUGUGACCGCUCCAAGGCCGGCCCAGGGCCACUACAUCGCCCUGGCCAUCAAGCCCGCUUCGUCGCCCGACGACACCGGCGACUUCCACUUCUGGCGGCUGGACUCGAAUGGGGCGUGGUCGUACAAGGCGGGUGACACCAUGGUCCGCAACACACUGCGCAACGGCACCACCAUACGCGACGUCGAGCGGGACGUCAAGGCUCGUGGCAUCUACACCACCUUCUGCGGUUACUUCCAUGUCGUACCCGCGACCCACAAGCUGGUAGGCAACCAGUUCUGGUACAGCAACCUCCCCUCCCGCAUCAAGCUGUGGCGCACCAACGGCGUGAACGCGACGGCGCGCCCGCUGGCGAAGCUGCCGGACGCGUGGCUGGCCGCCUACAAGCAAUACUUUGGUGAGAAUGGCUGGGAGGACGGCACCUGGAUCAGGAGGGACAGCAGGGAGUCGGCCUUCGUCCCCAAGGCCUCCCAGACCGCGUCGUCAUCGUCAUCUGCGGCGGCGGCGGCGGGGCCCGGGGUCGGUGGCAGGAAGGCGGGGCCGUUCGGGCCUGAGCUGCGGCCGGGCACCGCGCCGGAGCUGCAGCGGCCGCCGCAUUGGUACUCGGCGAGGCCGCCGACGAGCCUGUAG
Molecule: messenger RNA, 990 nt
Organism: Monoraphidium neglectum
Lineage: Eukaryota; Viridiplantae; Chlorophyta; Chlorophyceae; Sphaeropleales; Selenastraceae
Exons: 4
Coding region: 1-990 (329 amino acids)
Source: RefSeq, a predicted model, not a curated record